AUGCCAAUUCAGCCUGCUCGCCCGGAGGCUCCUCCGGAUCUCUAUGCGCACUCGGAAGCUCCCUCAUUUGAGGAAGAUUACGAGUCGCAGGGAGAAACGGAAGAAUCGCUGCAGCGCAGACGCAGCAUCUGUACGAUGCUAAGCAAUACGAACGCAGCAAUACCGCCAUCUACCGACGAGCGUCAGCUUCUUGACAGACGUCAAGAGGCCCUUCGGACGCAUUUGUCGAAUAUGCGCGCAGCCGUUCGCGUACUGCGAGAAAGACAACAAGCCUUUUUAGCUUACGUAAGCAGUUCAGCGGACCAGGAAGCAGACAAUGAAGCAUAUCAGGCAUAUAUGCAAGAGUCCCGGGUUGAAGACGCAGCAGUCGCAGCUGAGAAGCCUCAUCCAAGUGCUUCAUACGAACCUGGAAGAAGUCAGCGCACGUGUCGAAAACCUACGUCGAAGAAGAGUCGACAACAGACCCGAUCCCCUUCACUACUAAUAACCAGCCAGCGCAGUCGUCAGUUCCUCGGAUCUCUCCGAGGGACACUCCACCCUUACGGCACAGCAGAUUCUCAUUCCGCCACCAUCGUCAAUUCGCAAGUUCCGCAUCAGUCGACAAUCCAGCUUGGAAAGCUCACUCUUGAGCCCUUCUCCGGAGACAUCACGCAGUUCCAAAGAUUCUGGCGUGCCUUCGAGGUAGCGAUUCACGACGACGUUACCAUAAGUACGACGUACAAGUUCCUCUACUUGCAAAGCCUUCCUCAAGGGCGAAGCGCAGAUUGUGUUGCAAGAUCUGGACCCCGACGAGUGCAACUACUACGAGUUACCAAGGACAUUCAAGGCGCACCUGUCGGUACCCAGGCUGUAGGUAUUGCUCAAGAGGUCAUCAUGAACUCUUGUGCGAAUACCGUCCACGGGAAGAGAGAUCGCGUCGUAGUCCUCGUCGGCACGACACUCACAGGUCGCGCAGAUACGACUACGAGCGCAACAGGCGAGAAUACCGUUCGCCAUCAGGGACAGAUAUCCAUCAAGAAGUCCCUCACAGAGAAAGUUAUCGUCGCAGGAGAUACACCGACAGCGAUCGCUCACGAUCCCCAUCUUGGGAGAAUCGUCACCGCAAUCACAGUCCACGGGCUUACUCUCCAGCAAAGAGGCACUCGUGUUCGCCAAACCGUGUUACUUUCAAUUCACCACCGCGCAAUCGUCAAUAUCAUAGUCCCGUGUAUUUUCGUCUUUGGACGACGUUUUAUCAUCACUCUAACACGUUUUACAGCUGCUGCCCAUCACAUUACGACGACG
This is a messenger RNA of Ostertagia ostertagi, 1284 nucleotides long. Lineage: Eukaryota; Metazoa; Nematoda; Chromadorea; Rhabditida; Trichostrongylidae. The record is from the annotation of a GenBank genome assembly.